Messenger RNA from Mitosporidium daphniae, 243 nucleotides. RefSeq names its product riboflavin kinase-like protein. The record is from RefSeq and is a predicted model, not a curated record. Gene Ontology annotation, molecular function: riboflavin kinase activity. Gene Ontology annotation, cellular component: mitochondrion. NCBI's taxonomy places the organism in Eukaryota, Fungi, Microsporidia. Gene Ontology annotation, biological process: riboflavin biosynthetic process; FMN biosynthetic process. The coding region runs from base 1 to 243 and encodes 80 amino acids. The transcript is spliced from 2 exons.
AUGGUGAUGAGCAGUGGUUGGAAUCCACACUAUGAAAACGAGGAACGCUCGGUGGAGGUUCAUCUUAUCGAUGUACUUUUGGAGCCUUUUUAUGGGUCUAAACUUUGCAUCGUCGUUUGUGGUUACCUGAGAGAAGAGAAGAAAUAUGUCAACAAAGAUGCACUUGUCAAAGAUAUUUACAACGAUAUCUCCAACGCCCGUGAGUUGCUUAAAACUAAUGGAGAUGCUGCUCUGUUACAAUAA